UACACUGCUCAGGAAGAGAGAAGAAAACAAUGAAUUCGUUGAAGCUGUUGACCCAUUUCGGCGAUAAAUUAAUCGAGUGGAAAAGUGAUGCUCUGGGAUUCGAUCCACGGAUUCAAUUUUCAAUAAUAGUGAGAAACACGCAACACCUCUCCCUCUUUCUCUAUCCGAUCGAUCGAGCUGAGCUGAAGUAAGUAGCUCACCUUCUCCUCUUCGCCUUCGCCUUCGCCUUCGUUUCCGUCGUCUUCUUCCUCGUCGGCCGUCGAUCGCCAUGUCCAAGAAGAUCGUGCUCAAGGUGGACAUCGUCCGGCCCAAGUGCAAGGCGGCCGCCAUGGCCAUCGUCGCCAAGAUCCCAGGGAUCAAGUCGCUGGCGGCGGACGAGGAGAAGGGGACGAUGACGGUGGUGGGGGAGGUGGACGUGGUGCAGGUGGUGAGCGAGCUGCGCAAGGCCAAGUUCGCGGCGGAGGUCGUCAGCGUCGGCCCGGAGAAGGAGCCCGACCCGCCCAAGAAGCCCGACCCUCCCAAGAAGCCCGACGAGCCCCCCUGCAAGCCGCCGCCGCCGCCGUCGCCGUGCUGCCCCGGCUGCAACUCCUGCCGCCCCUGCCAGUGCGCCGCCGCCCCCGCCGGCGUCGGGGGCGGCCGCGGCGUCGUCGUCUACGAGGACGAGGCCGAAGGCUACGGCUGCAUCAUCGUUUGACUUUUCUUCUUCUCGCUCGACCAUUGGGAUAUUUUUCGAUGCCUUUUUCUUUUCUCCAAAUUAAAUUAAUAUUACACUUGA
This is a messenger RNA of Oryza brachyantha (malo sina), 775 nucleotides long. RefSeq names its product heavy metal-associated isoprenylated plant protein 43-like. The coding region runs from base 269 to 694 and encodes 141 amino acids. Gene Ontology annotation, molecular function: metal ion binding. NCBI's taxonomy places the organism in Eukaryota, Viridiplantae, Streptophyta, Magnoliopsida, Poales, Poaceae. The record is from RefSeq and is a predicted model, not a curated record. The transcript has 3 exons.